This is a messenger RNA of Saccoglossus kowalevskii, 1343 nucleotides long. Its product is annotated as serine/arginine-rich splicing factor 2-like. Gene Ontology annotation, molecular function: RNA binding. NCBI's taxonomy places the organism in Eukaryota, Metazoa, Hemichordata, Enteropneusta, Harrimaniidae. The record is from RefSeq and is a predicted model, not a curated record.
UCGAAGCGAGAGGUUGUUCCAAGCAGCGCCAAGAGCGGCGAACUUUCAUUAGCGUCGAAUUGCUAACACCCCCCUAUAGGCACUAUUUCCCAGCACCGCGUGUGAGGGAAGGCAGCGUUGUUUGGAUCGCUGUGUGUGGUCAAGUUUGGGAAAGACUGGUCGUAUUUUCGCGUCCAUUUCUGGCUUUUAACCUAUUUCAUAGCAUGAGCUACAGUCGAGGACCACCAGAAAUAGAGGGAAUGCAUUCCCUUAAAGUCGACAAUUUGACCUAUCGAACCACGCCAGAAGACUUGCGUCGUUGCUUUGAGAAAUAUGGCGACGUCGGCGAUGUCUACAUACCACGUGAUAGAUUUACAAGAGAAAGUCGUGGAUUUGCGUUUGUAAGAUAUUAUGACAAACGUGAUGCAGAGGAUGCUCUGGAUGCUAUGGAUGGAGCAACAUUAGACGGCAGAGAACUGAGAGUUCAAAUGGCACGCUAUGGCCGCCCAUCUGACCCACAUAGACCACCACCAAGACGAUAUUAUGGUGGUUACGGAGGCUAUGGUGGCGGCGGAGGUGGUGGUGGUGGCGGAGGGCGACGACGAGCUAGGUCUUAUUCAAGAUCAAGAUCACAUUCAAGAGGCAGAUACAGGUCCUACUCGAGGUCCAGAUCUAGAUCCCCACGUCGCAGACGUUCUCGCAGCAGAUCCAGAAGCAGAGACUACCGCCACAGUCGUUCUAGAUCCCCACGCAGAUCUCGAUCUGGUUCUAAAUCACCAAGAGGUUCAAUGCACAGUGGUUCUCGGUCACCACCUUCAAAGUCUGGCUCCAUACCAAAAUCUAUUUCAAGAUCGCGUUCAAGAUCUCCUUGACACUCCAACUAAUGACAUUGAUGUUAAUACUGCUGUAAAGUACUGUAGUGGAUAAGGCUUUGCAGUCUUCAACCAGAAAUCUAUAUAUAACCUUGACAAGUAGACCAAAUUUAUUAAAAGGUUAAGAUCACUUUAAAUAUUUUUUGUAAGGGUGAUAUUUUAGUGUUGCUUUAGAAUUGACUAGGAAAUUAUGUAGUUAAUCAGUACAAUCAUUCUGUACUUGUAUGUAGUGUUGAGAGUAUGUAACUUGUAUUUGCUUACAUUCAAAACCAAGUCAGACCACUUUCCCUUUCAGGAUUUUAGAACUGCCAGGACCCUUCAAUUUACUUUAACUUUAAAAAUAAGGUAGUCUUCCUUGUAUGUAACUGUGAUUUUCCUUUAUUGCCCAAAUGAAUUGUUUUUUUUUGUUUUUUUUUGCUUCUGCGGACCAGUCUUUUGUAUUGUUGAGCCAUAUAAUAAAGAUUUUAACAUUUUUAUUGUGAAAACUUGAGA